Molecule: messenger RNA, 2893 nt
Organism: Linum trigynum
Lineage: Eukaryota; Viridiplantae; Streptophyta; Magnoliopsida; Malpighiales; Linaceae
Source: the annotation of a GenBank genome assembly
CCGUAACCCUAGAUUUACAGUCUGCCGCGCCAAAGCUCCCGUUACAGGCUCGACAGACAUCAAGCAUUCAAGCCUGGCCGUCUUUCAUCCCAGGACUUGCGAGCUGGAGUGAGUCUAAACAGCGAAGUUAUCAGUGCUGUUCCCCCCCCCCCCCCCCCCCCCCCCCCCGCCGGAGAAUUACUACAAUGGCGACUGCUCAGGGCAGCCAGAACAAUGGGGAUAUCUUGAUGCUGGAGGCCGCUCAAGAUGCCUCUCGUCCCUGGUCAAGCGCUUCCAAUGCCGAAAUUAUAGACGCGUUGCCCUACAUUGACGAAGACUAUGGAAAUCCUUCCAUCAAGGCAGAAGUAGACCGCCUGGUGGAGGAAGAAAUGCGAAGGAGUUCCAAGAAACCCACCGACUUCCUGAAGGACUUGCCUCCCUUACCUCGCUUCAGUUUCGAGAGCUAUCCAAUGCUUGCCAAAGAAUAUGAACGCGUGAGAGCAGGGAAGCCUCCAGUUGCUAUUGAUUUUUCGCGAUAUGCACAUUUGGAUCAGCCUUCUGCAAAUAAGGUGAAUGAUGAAACCGCCUGGAAGCAGUCACUUCAGAGAGCACAACGCUUGCUUCAGCAUCAAGUCCUUAGGGUGGAGAACUUGGACUUGAUGUCAAAAUAUGGUCCUGAUAUAUGGGUACAGAACAACCAGCAACUAGAAGGAAUGUUAUCCAGGAUGCAGAAACUGGCUCAGGAACACAAUGAAAAGAUUGAAGCAGUAAACCGUGCGAGGAAGUACCAUCAGCAAACAACUGCAUACGAGCUGAAUGCCCUGUCAACACAGUGGAAAGAGCUUACCUUGAAAAAUAUCGAAAUUCAAGCAGCAUGUGCCAAUGUUCAGAGACAGAUAGAUGAGCUGAAGGGAGAAGCCUCCGAGAGAGGAUGGAACUUGGAAGCCAGCAUAGAGAAUGGUUCUCAGUUGCACUGAGAAAUUAUCAGGUAGCUUUUUCCUUUUUUUACAGCCGAUAUCUUUCUAAUUAUGCAUGUCACACCAGUAAUGAAGACGAUUUAAUAGGAAGUUUGUUGGUCGAGCUGCUCUAUACAUGAUUGAAAUGUUCCUUCUGAUUGAAAUCAUUAUCAGAUGCGUGAUGCUGCAUAUCUUUGCUUGUUUGGCUGGAAAUCAAUCGCAGUUUAUAGCGACAUGCUUCUAAACUUCUAACAAAGCUUCCGGCCUUCUUUAACGUAUGUGGGAUUUUGGUGCAGGAUGAUAAGUAGGAAGGGAGAAAUGAAUCUAUACUCUCUUGUUAGAAGUAGCGUGGUACACAAUCAGGAACUUGCUGCAUGCUGUUCAGUCAGCCUAUGGUGGUUUCAAUCAUUCAUCUGUUUCAAUAGCCUCGCAGCGGCGAGGCUCAACAUGAUAUGAGAUGAGAGGUCGUGGUUUAAAAGUACUGUAAACAUAGUAUGUUGAGCUUGUAGCCAUUUAUGGAGGGUUACUGAGAACCAGAUCAAGUCGUUAUGUGUUUAGAAUGAGAGUGGAAGACUAGCCUACCAAUUGCCAGUAUAUAUAAACAUAUAAAUGUUGCAACUUGCAAGUAUAUGAUGCAAAAUUACAAGUUUCCGACAGACGGUCUUUCCAAGCUAUGAGGUACACAUCCAUUGCAAUGUUUGAGAUCGAAUCAAUAAUUAGUGAUCAUAUUUCAUGCAUUUAUGGAAGAAGGUUGUAAAUUGUAAAACCAUUAGAACUACUCUUGAUAAACUUCUAAUUAGCAUUCUGUAAAUACAAUUUAUUAGCCAAACUUAACAAACUUUUCAAAUACAAAAGAGUAAAUACAAUUUAAUAUCCAAACAUUUCAUUUUAAACAAUAUAAUAGCCAAAUCUUUUUGAAAACAAUCUAAUAUCCAAAUCGUCAACCUUCCGUUCGUUUGAUCGUUAGUUGACACUUCAAAAAAGCUUUGUUUAGGUGAAAUUGUCACAAUACAACUUUGUUUCUUGUUGUGGCAUUGCAGAUGACUGAAUAUUUAGAUAUUCUAUACCAUCAUGGUGGAGUCAUGGACUUCUCGGGUUUGGAACUACGAUAUGUUGGUGGUUUUUCAGAGAAGAUAUCGAUGGAUAUUGAUGAAAUGUCGUACUUCGAACUUUUUUGAAGUGUCAACUAACGGUCAAACAGACAGAAAGUUGACGAUUUGGAUAUUAGAUUGUUUUCGAAAAGGUUUGGCUAUUAUAUUGUUUAAAAUAAAAGGUUUGGAUAUUAAAAUGUAUUUACCCAAUACAAAAUAUUAGCUGUUGGGGAAGUGUAAGUAGGCCCAAGCCCACAAAGAUGGAGUGAGAAGGCAGGCGCAAAUGUUAACUUCUCGUUAUUAGUUUUGUGAGUAAUAUUGACUUGGUAACAUGAUACUGAAUUGAAAGAGACAAGUGACUAUCAACAUUUCAAAAUUUUGUAUUUUAACUAAAAAAAGAGUUAUAAAAUUGCCAAUGAUAAUAAAUAAAUGACUAAUAUUUUGAUGUUUUAUAAAAACUCUUACUAAUAUUUUGUAUUUCGAUAUAUUUAACUAAUAAUUUAUGAAGUUUGAAAAUUUUGACUAAUACAUUGUAUUUACCUAUAAAAACACUACAUUAACGAAAAAGGAGUCUUUAUAAUUCCUAUUAAGUUGCUCUUGGGAUUGAAUAGAUGGAAAUAAUUUUUUAUUCUACCUAUUUUUUUAAAAAAUUGAGAUUACCAAGAGAUCUCUCUUGAAAUGAACAAAGUUUACAAGAUAAAUGAGAUGUUUGAACGACCUGAAGUAUACUCUUUGAUACUUCAAUCAAUAUAAGAUAUACAUACAGAAUAGAGAAUAUAAUAAAGGGAGCUAGUUAACAAUAUACCUAGAAUCACAAUCAGAUGUGUCAAUUUAAAUCCAAUUUGCCAAUCAAAUUCAUCCAAAAUU